AUGCAAGGCCUCAUUGCUUUGAGGAGCUCUCCAUGCUUUCUUCACAGUUGCCCUCGCAAUUCCAAUACAAAACAUCUUGUAUCUAAACCUCAUUGCAGUUUAAGAAAGCGAAGCACAAGUAGUCUAAGAAGCACUUUGCCGUCCAUUUCCCUCUCGCUUUUCGGUUCAGGGUUCUUCUUAGGUCCCCUCAUCGAUGGACUUCACUCAAGAGUGAAUCUCGUGGUAUACCAAAAUGGGUCAAUCGACAUCGGUCCUCUUCACACAAACAUUUGGGUUCCUCCCUUGCUUGGAUUGUUUUACUGCUCUGUUGGGUUGCUGCAACUGUUCUUGGAUCAGAGGGCACCUUCGAAGGUUCCAGAAGGAAGCCCAGAGAAAACAGCAAUUGCGUUAGUAGCACUGUUGCUAUUCAUCGAAUUGAGUGCUGAAAUGUAUAGAGCUGGAAUAGCAGACAACAUCGAGGCUUACAUAUUAUUUGCAUUAGCAGAAUUGAUAUGGUUUUACCUGGACAGAACAUGGAUUGGAUUCACCCUGGCUUCCAUCAUAGGCCUCUGCUGUCCGCUAGCUGAAAUUCCCAUAAUGAAGUUGUUCCACCUUUGGUAUUACCCACAAGCAAACAUUGAGAUCCUUGGUCAGGGUUUAGUCACUUGGACAACCACUUGCUACUUUGUUUACACACCAUUUCUGAUCAGUUUAUCACGCUGGUUGAGAUCAAUGAUAACUCCUCCCAACAAGUCUGCUUAGAGAUGGUCGGAAUUUCUUCCGCAACAGGAACUAGAAUUGAAACAACCUACUCAAGAAUAAAGGGAAUCUGUUACAUACUGAAAGUGAUUACGAGAUAACAAGAGCUAAAUGAGGAGCUGUUUCAGAGUAGAAUAA
Molecule: messenger RNA, 876 nt
Organism: Populus nigra (black poplar)
Lineage: Eukaryota; Viridiplantae; Streptophyta; Magnoliopsida; Malpighiales; Salicaceae
Exons: 5
Coding region: 1-741 (246 amino acids)
Source: RefSeq, a predicted model, not a curated record